AUGAGAUACAUAUCAGAUCUUGAAAGAAAAGUACAGACUUUGCAAACAGAGCGAGAUACAAAUGGCCUGAGUGUUGAAAACAAUGAGCUGAAACUCCGAGUACCAUCAAUGGAGCAACAAGUUCACCUGCAGGAUGGUCAUGAUCUCUUCUCAAAAACGUCGGUUUAG
Molecule: messenger RNA, 168 nt
Organism: Eruca vesicaria subsp. sativa (arugula)
Lineage: Eukaryota; Viridiplantae; Streptophyta; Magnoliopsida; Brassicales; Brassicaceae
Source: the annotation of a GenBank genome assembly